GCAUAAACCAAAGUAGGUGAGACAAGGGUUUCCAGGUUGGUCGAAUGCAUUCUUCGAAAAAUUCUUGCAUAGUUUCGCCAGAACUUUUUAAACAUUCAAUCUUAUCUCGCAAUAGAGUAUUAGUCUCUUGAUCUAAGAUUCGAAAUCAAACUUGGACGCUUUAUCUUUUCCCAACAAUUACCAUAUCUGCCACUUCACUGUCCAUUCCCAAUAAAUACACCUCUAAAAACCCCAAACCAAAAACCCCCGAUUCAAUUCGGUUUUUCCUCCUCAGCCUUCAAGGAGUUGUGUUUUCUCGAAAAGGGAAUUGCUUUUCUGGGAAAGUUAGAACUUUUCUGGGAAAGAGGCAAACGGCGGAAUGGAGGAGGAGGAGGUUCUUCUACCGGAACAUCUGCGGUGCAAUCGGACAGAUGGGAAGGAUUGGCGGUGCAAUCGGCUGGUGAUGGAGGGGAAAAAGCUUUGUGAGGUGCAUCAUAUUCAAGCCCGCCGCCGACAGCGGAAGGAGGGAGUUCCGGACUCGCUGAAGCUGCAGAGAAGGAAAAGAAGGAAAAAGAAGGUUUUGGGCCGUGAGAAUUUGGUUCUUGAGAAGGGUCGUAAAAUUAGGGCUAAAAAUGUGGAGGGGAUACCCAAAUUGGUGAAAUUAGGGAUGCCCAUGAAACGGAAGCAAGUGAUCGGAGAAUCUGAGGCUCUUGAUGAGGCAGUGAGGAAGAUGAAGCUGAAGAAAGGGGAUCCUCAGCUGGACCUGAUAAGAAUGGUUUUGAAGAGGGAAAUAGAAAAGAGAAAGAAGAAAGAGAUAGACGUUGAAGCGAGAAAUGGUAGUGAUUCUGAGGAAGAUUUGAUGAAACAAUUGCCUAAUGGACUAAUGGCAAUCUCCUCUAGCUCAAAUUUCAACAAUGAAGGUUCUUGUUCGGGUUCUGGUUCUGGUUCAAGUUCAGGUCUUUGUGUCAAUGUCAAGAUAGCAGAAGCUGAAGCUGAUACAGCUGCAGUCACCAGGAGGCAAUUCAGGUCCAAGAAUAUCGAGCCAUUGCCUACUGGCUCAUUGAAGGUUGUGCCAUAUAAGAGGAAUUUGGUGAGUUUGAGGAGGAGAAAGAGGUGUCAUUGGUGUAGGAAGGGCAGUGGUCAGAGUUUGAUUGAGUGUUCAAAUUGUGGUCAGCAGUUCUUCUGCUUGGAUUGCGUGAAAGAACGGUAUCCUUUAACACAAGAAGAGGUUAAGAGUGCAUGUCCAGUUUGCCGUGAAACUUGUGGCUGCAAGGCCUGCUCAGUGAAUCAACGCAGCACCAGUGAAUGUAAGGACUUCCUGAGAGACAAGAACAGAGUAUACAGGGUAUUAAAUCUUCAUUACUUAACGUGCAUGCUUCUUCCUGUUUUAAAACAAAUAAACCAAGAACAAAGCAUUGAGCUUGAAAUAGAGGCAAAAAUAAAAGGCACAAAUCCCUCUGAUGUUCAUAUCCAAAUAGUGGAAUUUGGUGGCUAUAACCGUUGUUGUUGCAACAACUGCAAGACUUCCAUAGUUGAUUUCCACAGAAGCUGUCCAAAGUGUUCCUAUAAUCUCUGUUUAAGUUGUUGUCGGGAAUUUUUUCAAGGGAGCUUAGCUGGAAGUGUCAAAGCACUUCUCUGCAAAUGCCAAAAUAGAAGGAAAGCUUGUAUGCCUGGAGUCCGCCUUUCAGAUAGAAUAUCCACAAGCACCUAUAAGCAAAAUAAAUACAGUAAAUACUUUGGAUCUUCUUCAUUUUUGGCUAGUUGGAAAGCUCCUGAUGUUGGUUUUCAGAUAUUCUGUCCACCAUCAAAUGUUGGUGGUUGUGGCAAUGGCCUUCUUGAUCUAAGAUGUCUUUUCCCAUUAAGGUGGACAAAAGAGCUAGAAAUAAGUGCAGAAGAAAUAGUUGGCACCUAUGAGUUGCCAGAAGCCUCUGAAACGUUCUCUUGCUGCUCAGUAUGCAUUGGGAUGGAUCAUGGAGCCAAUGGAAUCAAGCAGUUGCAGGAAGUGGCUAGGAGAGAAGAUUCAAAUGAUAACUUCUUGUAUUAUCCCACUGUUUUGGACAUUCGACGUGAUAACCUUGAGCACUUCCAAAAACACUGGGGUCAAGGCCAUCCUGUCAUUGUUCGAAAUGUUCUUCAGAAUACAUCAGACCUCAACUGGGAUCCAGGAUUUUUGUUUUGCUCAUAUCUUAAAAACAUUAUUGCCAAACCUAAGAAUGAUGAGGAAGUAACAAAGACAACCAGUUGCUUGGACUGGUUUGAGGUAGAAAUUGGUAUUAAGCAGCUGUUUCUGGGGUCUUUUAGAAGGCAGAAACAUACUAAUACGUGUGAUGAGAAGCUGAAACUGAAGGGCUCACUUUCUUCUCAUCUAUUUCAAGAACAAUUUCCAACUCACUAUGCUGAAAUUAUCCAUGCUUUACCACUCCCAGAUUACAUGGAUCCUAACUGUGGUCUUUUAAAUAUUGCUGCAAAAUUGCCACAGGAAAUCCCAAAGCAAGACCUAGGUCCAUAUCUCUCAAUCUCUUAUCACAGUGGCGAGGAACUUGGACACUCUGAUUCAGUAACAAAACUAUGUUACAAUUUGCGUGAUGUGGUUAACAUUCUGGCAUAUGCUACAGAUUCCCCUGUAUCCAUGAAGCAACUUAAUAGGAUAAGAAAGUUGAUGAAAAAGAAACAGUCUCAAGACCAGAAACAGACUAGUAAAUCUACUCUUGAUCAAAAUGUUGCUGAUAAUGCAACACAAAAAUCAUCAUCACAGGGAGAAAACAAGGAAGUAGGAUUGCAUGAUACAAUUGGAAAAGAAAUGCAUGCCCAUGAGAUAACUGCAAAGUCAUCCCAAUUUGCUACUGAAGAUCAUGGAGGACAUUAUUUGGGUUUCAAAAAUAGAGAUAUUUCAUCUGAUAUGGAAGAUGGUUCUGACUCUGAUUCUGAUUGUAAUUCUAGCACUGAAACCCUGGUACUCCCCUGCAGUACAGAAAGUCUCAACUAUUCUAGGAAGGAAAAUUUGGCCAAGUCUUGCAGUGCUCAAUGGGAUGUUUUCCGCAGACAGGAUGUCCCAAAACUUAUGGAGUACAUCAGAAAGCAUUCCAAUGAGUUAAAUCAGCUGUAUGGCUUCCGUAAGCAUGUGGUUCAUCCAAUUCUUGAUAAAAAGUUCUUUCUCGAUACUAUUCAUAAAACCAGGCUUAAAGAGGAGUAUGGAAUAGAGCCCUGGUCUUUUGAGCAACAUGUUGGAGAAGCUGUUAUUAUUCCAGCAGGCUGUCCAUACCAGAUUUGGAAUGUUAAGUCAUGCGUUAAUGUGGUUCUGGACUUUAUUUCACCGGAGAAUACUAAUGAGUGUAUCCAAUUGGUUGAAGAACUUCGUCUGCUUCCAGAAGACCAUAAAGCUAGAUCUGAUAUGUUUGAGGUGAAUAAGAUGGCUCUCUACGGUAUUAGUACCGCAAUCAAAGAAAUUCGUGAGCUUACAGUUGCACAGAGCAGUGCUGGUGAUUGCUAGACGCCAUGAACCAACUUGUGGCAACACAAAAGAGAAAUACUCCCAUGGAGUUGCAGGACUCAUAUGCCUGCAUUCUUUCCAUUCAUUGUCAAUAGCAGUCAGGAAUUGCAACCAUUUUCUGACCGUGCAAGUAAUUGUAAAUGUUGUCUGUAAUAUGGAUCAUCAGUUGAUGCAUACAACCUAGGAUUUUGGAAUACCAUGUUAACCCAGCAUUGUAUUUUCUCAUUUUCUGCAAUUUAGAUUCCUGUUUCUCCGAAUAAUGCUUUUGCCAAGCA
This is a messenger RNA of Rubroshorea leprosula, 3744 nucleotides long. NCBI's taxonomy places the organism in Eukaryota, Viridiplantae, Streptophyta, Magnoliopsida, Malvales, Dipterocarpaceae. The record is from the annotation of a GenBank genome assembly.